Phaeodactylum tricornutum CCAP 1055/1 is the source of this 1207-nucleotide messenger RNA. RefSeq lists its product with no specific name. Bases 23 to 1207 code for a protein of 394 amino acids. Gene Ontology annotation, molecular function: protein binding. The record is from RefSeq and is a predicted model, not a curated record. NCBI's taxonomy places the organism in Eukaryota, Bacillariophyta, Bacillariophyceae, Surirellales, Neidiaceae. The transcript has a single exon.
AAGUACUACGCCUUUCAAGCCCAUGUCGACCAUUCGCGCUUCUGGUCGUGAUAGAAGCGGUAGUCCUCGCCAGAAAACCGGCAAUGUCGUACAAAACCGAGUCGAAAGCCCGUUCGUUACAACUACCGACGUUAUGAGCGAAAUCAAUCGCCACUUAGCCGAUCUUCACAAGCAUAAGAACAGCAGCGACACCGAAUAUACAGGGGAUGAGGACAACAACAAUUUGCGUAGCAAAAAAGCGCCACGCUUUGAACUACAGCGCAAAUUUGGUGACGGAACAACGCGCAGGGCAUCACCAGCCGAACAAGCCGCUAACGAUAUGAAUUCUAAGCUCCAGCAAGUUGCAGUGCACGUAGCCAGUCUCUCUACGACACGAGAACAGUAUGCAUGGGCCGAAGCACAACGAAGUCUUGGAAAUGAAUUCUAUCAUCAACAAGAGUAUGAGCAAGCCAUCGACGUCUACUUGACGUGUUUAAUUGCUGUACAACCUCAAGACGAGUCAGACUGCCUGGUCCUAGUCUUGUUUCUAAAGGUCAUGAACAACCUCGCCCUAUCCGCCCUACAACUCGGAUGGUACAAAAAGACCAUUGACUUCUGCACCUUAGCCUUGGAUCGCGUCAGGAAACAGCAAUCGCUUCACUCACACCAGCAACACGUGCAACUACAAAUGACCAAAAUUUAUUACAAACGGGGCAAGGCACGCCGGCUGCGAGGCGAGUACAAGCAAUCUCGUGCCGAUUUGCGAGCAGCGCAAUCGCAAAUAUCGGUUGGCGAGUAUAUCAUUAUCGAUGAAUCACAGCAACAACAGAGCUUUCAAGAGGCGAUUGACAAGGAAUUCCAGCUGCUGCACCAGGCAGAGUUCCAAGGCAGGCGCAACCAAGAAAAGCAGCAACGAGCCAUGCGGCAAAUUCUCCUUCAUUCGGGGGAGAAACAGCUUGCUCUGGGCACAGCGACAGAUCAAGCAGCCAAUGAAUGUAUCGCCUUAUACGCGGAAAAAGCAUCCAAACGAACAUUUUCUGCGUUGCGUGCUCCAGCAACAUCCCUUGUGGAUGACGAUAGCACCUUUGACAUCGAUGAAGAGUCGAUGACACCGACUUUGUGGCAAUACUAUCUUACGGUUAUAGGUCGAGUUGCCGAGACAUUGCUCUUUUGGAUCGGAGACGAGGAAUAUGUGCAAAGUGUCUCGGAGCGGAAGAAAGCCAUGUAG